AUGGUGCACCUCGCCCUGGGCCGUGCGGCAUCUGUUUCCAUUCGCUGCAGCAGCGCAAGUGUAGACAGGCCAGGCGGUGGCGCGCUGCGAACGGCGACGCCCGCGCCGGCUGCGGCAGGCGACCUUGCGGCGACAGUGUCCGUCUCGCGCCCGGGCGGCGGCGCUGGCCGGUUGGGCCCCGUGGCGCCGGCUACGGCCACCAUCAACCUUGACAGCCCGCUCCUCAGCUUUGACCGCCCGGCCGGCGGCGGCAGCCGCCUGGCGCCCCUCGCUAGCGCGCCUGCUCCACUCUCCGCGCCCCUGGCGUUCCCGCAGCGCCCGGGUGGCCGCGGCGGUAGCCGCAGCGGCCUCGUGGCCCCCGUCGCUGCAGUUGGCGGCAACGAUGGCGGCGAUGUCGGCUCGAUCAAUGGCGGUAGCGGCGGCGGUGGCGGCGGCGGUGGCGGCGGCGGUGGCGGCGGCGGCAGCUCUGGCGGCGAGGGCGAAGGCGCCAAGGCCAGCACCUACGCUGUGCUCCUUGUGGGCUGGGCUGGCGCAUGCGUGGCCGCCUACACAGCUCACAAUGCGUUCAUUGCGCCCGCAAAGGCUAGCGCGGCCCCUGCCGUGAAGGCUUGCUGCGGGGGCAAAGGCAAAGGGAAGUCAAAGUAG
This is a messenger RNA of Monoraphidium neglectum, 645 nucleotides long. RefSeq lists its product as hypothetical. NCBI's taxonomy places the organism in Eukaryota, Viridiplantae, Chlorophyta, Chlorophyceae, Sphaeropleales, Selenastraceae. The record is from RefSeq and is a predicted model, not a curated record. The transcript has a single exon. The coding region runs from base 1 to 645 and encodes 214 amino acids.